UCAGCUUCCAUGACGAAGCCACUCAACAACGACAUACGGGGCAUUAAAACAUACCUACUCUUGCAUUCCUCAGUGCAGCAUCGACCAUCAGAACUCAAAGGGAGACCAGAUAGAACCAGCGGCAUGCGCUCAUUACCGGUUUCGCAUAAUCGUCGCUAUUCUUUGUUGUUGCCAGCCUGAGGAUAAGUAAGGCUUGAAAGUUGAAACCUAGCCAAAACAACACCCCUGGAACCUUCCUCCGUAUUUGCGCGCUGCGUUUGUACUCUAUUCUCCACCAUUGCGCUCUCUAUUUUACAAAUAACUGCCUAGCUUAUUUAUAUAUGGUCUCGCAAUAAUGGCGGGUUCGCUGGACAUAGCGAAGACCCUCCUAUUCCCCGCCCUAAUCUCUCUCGCCGUCUACCUCCUCCUCUCCUUCUUAAUAAUCCCCUUCAUCCGCCGCUAUCGACAAAGAUACGCCCAGUACCUGCCCCUCCACACAGUCUCCGCGCACGCUUCCACGCUGCGCGAACGUGCCUCCGACGCACUAAUGCACUUCCUGCUCCCAUCCUCCUGGCGACAGCGGCAUAUAUUUGGCGCACAGGAUGGAGAGGGCAGCGUCUUUGAUGACGAAGAGGGCGAGGAUAUGGUUGGGUUCGAGAUGGAUGCGUCGUCGAGGCGCGAGGCGCUGGAACAACAGCGGAGAAUUGGUAAUAACCAUCAUAGCGGCCGCGGCAGUGUGGAAACGGACCGGCGACUGAGUCGGGAUAUUGAGGAAGGGUUUAUGGACGAUAGUGAUGAGGAGGAGGAGGAGGAGGAGGGAGGGGAUGAAAGGCGGGCUUGAGUCGUUGGUGGUGGUAGCUGACAUUGCGGUUUAGCGGUUUAGAGAAAAAAAAAACCCCCUUUGUUUAUGUAUUCAUUUAUUUUCUUUAUCUAUUGACAACCCUUUUUGGCGCCUACUUCUGGACGGAAUAAUAUCUUCUUUUUCGCCAUACUCGUGCUCAUUUUUUAAAAUAAUGCUUUGACAUAUCACGAGCGGUUUACCUUUUUUUUUUUUUUGUGGGGGGGGGGGGUUUAUGUCGCUUACCCGGUUUAUUGGUGCUUGUUUUUUUAUUUUUUAUUAUUAGGACAGGCGCAAUUUAGGGCCUGUGCAUGGAUGAAUGUUGGAAUGUCCUACGAGCCCUGCUGAACGGAUCAAAAUACAUGCCAAUAUCUCCCAUGAUGGAAACCGAUGCCCGCUGCUUUAAAGAGCAGAGUCCGAUUAUUACCCGAGGAAGAAUGUCAUAAUAUCGUAUGCGAAAGAAGACUCCUGCGAAGAACUCAAAGACCAAGUCAAAAUCAAAAGAAAAAGACAAAGAAACAGAAAAAGAAAAGAUCUAUAUCCCUGUCAUGAAUUCUCCCUAGCCCACAGCGUUCUCCCAAGGUCCCUCCCUCCCUUACAACCUAUUCUAUCCAGCCAACAAUAGGUUAUAGGUGGUAUCCCUUCCUCAGAGCAACCAGGUCGAGUUGGAAAUAUAAAUAAUUCUUGAUCCCUUCUUUAUCAAUUGAUUAUUCGAGAAGAGGGAGUGGAUAUGCAAAUGGAAAAAGAACUUACUCCCGGCUGACACAAUGUGGGGGACAGAGACAGAUGUGGGCAAGAUAAGUUACGGAGGGAGGUUUCGUAACAAUUGCUUUCUAUAUAUGUUUAGAUAUUGAAAUAUUCGCAGAAUAGAGAUGCAAUAUUAAUAUGGGGAUAUUCAAAGCUAUGGAUCCCUUCCUCGAUAUCUACACCUGACUUAUCACCAGGAGAAUUAUCCAAGAGCAGCGACUUUUACCCAGAACGGGAAAGACUAGACUUUCCCCCGCACGAACCCCGCAUUAACUUAUGUCAUCACCACUUCCCCUCACCUCACCUCCUCACCUCCUCACCUCCUCAUACAAGAUCUCAGACAAUCAAUCAAUCAAUCCAUCCAUCCAUCCAUCCUGGGACGGGGGGAUUCCAGCCAUCCGCUGCACUGAGUGUUCUCCUCUCCAGCAACGGAGGGGACCGAGGGAUGAAAGCGGGGGGGCAAGGGGCCAGCCAUACAGCGUAGUAUUGCUGAUACAGAUAGUUUAGUCUAUACAAGGGGGUGCACAAAAGGGGCCAAAAGGGGCCAAAAGGGAAUGGAUAUGAAUGAUAUCUCGAACUGAUUUGAUGCAAUGUACUGCACGGGAUCGGCAUAUAUUUCCCAGUCAUGGAAUGGAAUGAACAACCCUUCAGUUCUUCUCCCCCCCCUUAACCUAUGUAUAUAAUCAAAUCAAUCAAUCAAUCAAUCAAUCAAUCUUCCCUGCGAAUCUGUUCUAUCCGCAACCAAACCUGGACAAAUCACCGCUGGAGACCCUGUUUCGGAGGAAUGGAUCGAAUAAUCCAAUCCACUCCAGGCCAGCAAAUAACUAACGUCUUCGCUUCCCGUCCUGCUGGCGCGGUUUGCCCGGUCCAGAGCCAAUCCUUGGAAUUCUUGCUCGUUGAGUGAGUGGGGCAGUAGUCGGGGGGUGGGAGAGAGUUCUUUUUCUAGCAUGGGAUAAUGAGUUGGAUGCGGCGGAUAUCAUAGGAGUCUGUCUGUGCAAUAGUUACGAGAGGUGCUUCAUGUGGGGUGGGCACUAGAAUAUAUAGGUGUAACACUCCUCCUCCUACUGUUCUUCUUCUUCUUCUUCUUCUUCUUCUUCUUCUUCUU
Blastomyces gilchristii SLH14081 is the source of this 2669-nucleotide messenger RNA. RefSeq lists its product as uncharacterized. The record is from RefSeq and is a predicted model, not a curated record. The transcript has 2 exons. NCBI's taxonomy places the organism in Eukaryota, Fungi, Ascomycota, Eurotiomycetes, Onygenales, Ajellomycetaceae. Bases 335 to 820 code for a protein of 161 amino acids.